AUGGCAUCAAGCAGUGAAGAAGACCAUGAACUUAAUGUUUGUGAUGAUGAUAAUAUGAAUCAAAAUGAAAAUUCAUCUAUAGUUUAUGAUCGUCAUAAUAAAGAAAAUCAUCAUGAAAUACCAUCAAUUUUUCCACCUAUGACAUAUCCACUUGGUCUUCCAUUUAUUCAAGCUCCAAUAAAAUCAAAUGGAUUAUUUAUUCCAAAUUUAUUUCCAUAUUCAUCUCCAACUCCAUCAACAACUGAUAUAGCAUCAUCAUCAUCAUCUUCAUCAACAGGAAAUCGACGACGACGACGUACUUCAUCAACACCUUUUAAUGACAAUGGUGAAAUGGGUGAGGAUUCAACAGAUUUACGUUUAAAAAUUAAUUCACGUGAACGUCGACGUAUGCAUGAUUUAAAUUCAGCCUUAGAUAGUUUACGUGAAGUUAUUCCCUAUGCAAGAAAUCCAUCUGUACGUAAAUUAUCAAAAAUGGCAACAUUAUUAUUAGCAAGAAAUUAUAUUGUUAUGUUAACUAAAUCACUUGAUGAUAUGAGACAACAUUUAGCAACAUGUUAUCAAAAUAAAACUGAACAAGAUAAAUCUCAAAUAAUAUGUCCUAAAGCUCAACUUAAUUUACCAUGUUUUUGUUCAAUUUGUUUAACAUCAUCAAAUAUUAAAAUGGAACAAGAACGUCAACAAAAAUUCCCGUCAAUUAUAUCAUUUGUUCCAACAUCAUCAAAAACUAAAAACUAA
Messenger RNA from Adineta steineri, 735 nucleotides. Lineage: Eukaryota; Metazoa; Rotifera; Eurotatoria; Adinetida; Adinetidae. The record is from the annotation of a GenBank genome assembly.